AUGAAGAUAUGUCUUCUAUCUCUACCUUAGCCUUUGACUCUGGUAGCAAUCUAAUAUAUGGGUUGGAUUGUCAUAUAUUUCUUCCUAGAGACGAUUUAUCGGUGGUGCGUUUAAAAAGGAAUAUCGAGGCGUCAGCAUCGUGGGGGUAAACCGGGUCCAUAAUGCCCCCUAUAAUCGGGGAAACUCUUCGUGUCUGGUUACUGUCCGCGUUGGUGGUACAUGGCGCGGUUGCCGGUAAUCCCGACGCAAAACGUCUUUAUGACGACCUUCUAUCUAAUUACAACAAAUUGGUACGUCCUGUAGUUAACACUUCGGAUGUCCUUCGCGUGUGCAUCAAGCUCAAACUCUCUCAGCUCAUCGAUGUGAACUUAAAAAAUCAAAUCAUGACUACCAAUCUUUGGGUGGAACAGUCAUGGUACGAUUACAAGCUACGAUGGGAGCCGAAGGAGUACGGAGGUGUACACAUGUUACACGUGCCUUCCGAUCAUAUUUGGCGGCCUGACAUAGUGCUUUACAAUAACGCGGACGGAAACUUCGAGGUGACCUUGGCCACCAAGGCCACAAUCUACCAUCAGGGAUUGGUCGAAUGGAAGCCACCGGCAAUAUAUAAAUCCUCCUGUGAAAUUGACGUCGAGUACUUCCCGUUCGACGAGCAGACCUGCGUUCUCAAGUUUGGUUCGUGGACCUAUGACGGCUUCAAGGUUGAUUUGAGGCACAUGGACGAGCAAACUGGCAGUAAUGUCGUCGAUGUUGGCGUUGAUUUAUCUGAAUUCUAUAUGUCAGUUGAAUGGGAUAUUCUCGAAGUGCCUGCCGUCAGAAAUGAAAAAUUCUACACGUGCUGCGAUGAACCAUAUCUUGAUAUAACGUUUAAUAUUACACUUCGAAGAAAAACUCUCUUCUACACUGUCAACAUAAUUAUACCAUGUAUGGGAAUUUCAUUUCUCACUGUACUCACAUUCUACCUACCAAGUGAUAGUGGCGAAAAAGUAACGUUAUCAAUAUCAAUCCUCAUCAGUCUUCACGUGUUCUUUUUACUGGUUGUCGAGAUUAUACCGCCAACUUCUCUGGUCGUACCACUACUCGGGAAGUACCUGAUAUUUGCUAUGAUACUUGUCUCCAUUAGUAUAUGUGUGACUGUGGUAGUCUUAAAUGUUCAUUUUCGUUCACCACAAACUCAUAAAAUGGCACCGUGGGUAAAACGAGUAUUUAUCCACAUUUUACCACGGUUACUAGUGAUGCGGAGGCCGCAAUAUAAGUUCGAGCCAAGUCGAUUUUCUUCUGGUCGAGUUCUCAUGAGAACAGUUAGAGGAAAAGAAAAAACUAGCUAUUAUCCUUAUCAUCCCUCGAGUCAAGAAGACAGUGAGGAACAUUUAACACCCAAGAGGUUUUCUAGUCGACAUGUUUCUAAAGAAGACCUCUCAUCGUCUAGAUUGGCAGAGCAAGCAAGAUUUGGAGGAAGUUGCCUGAUCCACGGCCCAGUACCCCCGCUUCCUUUGAACGCAGAGUGUGAAGAUUUAGCGGGUGUAGCUGGAAUUGAAGAAGUAAAGAGUCCAGUUCUACGAAAUGCUUCAACCUUUUCACAUUCAAGUUGUCCACCUGAAAUACACAGAUCCUGCAUCUGUGUACGUUUUAUUGCUGAACAUACAAAAAUGCUUGAAGACUCAACUAAGGUGAAAGAAGACUGGAAAUAUGUUGCGAUGGUAUUGGACAGAUUAUUUCUGUGGAUCUUCACUUUAGCUGUAUUAGUUGGAACAGCUGGAAUUAUUUUACAAGCACCAACUCUGUACGACGAUAGAGUUCCUAUUGAUAAGAAAUUCAGCGAAUAUGCCAAAGACACAGUUGUCAGGUGUCCUCCUCAAUAGUCCUUGCUCGUGAUUUUACAUCGUCGUCGUCUUUGUCAUCAACGUCGUCGUUG
Messenger RNA from Microplitis demolitor, 1915 nucleotides. RefSeq names its product acetylcholine receptor subunit alpha-like (gene nAChRalpha4). Gene Ontology annotation, cellular component: postsynaptic membrane; neuron projection; synapse. Gene Ontology annotation, molecular function: acetylcholine-gated monoatomic cation-selective channel activity; transmembrane signaling receptor activity. The record is from RefSeq and is a predicted model, not a curated record. NCBI's taxonomy places the organism in Eukaryota, Metazoa, Arthropoda, Insecta, Hymenoptera, Braconidae. Bases 162 to 1862 code for a protein of 566 amino acids. The transcript has 12 exons. Gene Ontology annotation, biological process: chemical synaptic transmission; nervous system process; signal transduction.